UUCUUCACACCCCAGCCGCCGCCGCACACGCCCUCCCGGGAAUGGCGAACUGUAAUUAACCCUGUAGCGCCCAGGAAGACCCCACCGGCGGCGAGCGCCCGCAGGGUCGGCCGCUGGGCCGCGAUUCCCCGCAGGCGGGCGCGAAGGCGGCCCAGGGCCAGGUGGGUGCGGGCACCGCUGGCCCGACCGCCAGGGGUGCGAGCCGGGUGCGGGCAUGGCGCCCGGGCAGCGCAGAGGUGCCGUCCGGCGCUCCCCUCCUAGCUUGGCUUUCUCGCCUCCUCUCCCGGCGCGCCAGGCCGCCGGCUGCCGGGGGGCACGCCGGGCCGGAGUUGCCCUCUCACUCCCCCUUGCCUUGCUCCCCGGGUUUAAUCUCUCGGCGACUCCUCUGCCAGCCCCGAGGAAAGUGCAGCCAUUGGACAGACUGCUGCAGCCCGAGCCUUCCCGGGGCUCAGCUCUGGGGCUGCUCAUCCCUCCGGCUGCGAGCAAGGACGCGCGCCCAGCGUCGGGGCGAAGAAAAGAAGAAAAACUUGUCGGAGGGGUUUCGCCAUCCCACAGUAACCCCCUUCCCGCAAACCCAAACCUUCCGCGGGGGCCACCCUAGGACUGGGGAAAGUUCCUUCCGAGCCGACAGCCCUCUUGGAUUUGGACAGGCACCCGCGCUGGCUGAGGAAUUAGAUCUGUUUUGAACCCAGUGGAGCGCAUCGCGGGGGCUCGGAAGUCACCGUCUACGGGCACCGGGGUGGCGCUGCUUGUGCGGAAGGGAGAGUUUGCCAGCCCCAGCUCAAGUGGCCUUUCGUCUCCGCAAUUGUUGUGUGUCUGGGGUGAGGGCUGCGAGUGUCGUGGCAAGUUGUGAAGAGAGACCUGGAGGUCCGGAGAGGACUGCGCUCCCCUCGCUCUCCCUUCUUCCUCUUCCCGGCUCCCGGGUGUGAAGUCCCAGAGAAAUUUACAAAGGCCUCUGCAUCCCGCCGAGACCAGUCCUCAGCGUUCGGCCCCGUUGUUCCCAUUCCCAGCGGGAGCCCCGGGGCACAGGGUGCCGGAGAAGUACUGGCGGGGAAGGGGAGGGAGGUCGCGGCAGCGGCAUGGCGAGGUUCCCGAGGGCCGACCUGGCUGCUGCAGGAGUUGUGUUACUUUGCCACUUUUUAAUGGACCGGUUUCAGUUUUCUGAAGGGAAGCCUGGAAACCAAGUCAAUGAUUGGCACUAUCAGGUUGCUCAGGCCUUCCCACAAACAGAAGAGGAGGUGGAGGUGGAUUCCCAUGCAUUCAGCCACCGGUGGAAAAGGCACUUGGAUUCUCUCAAGGCGGUAGACUCAAACCGAGCCAGCCUGGGCCAAGACUCCCCAGAGCCCAGAGGAUUCACGGACCUGCUCCUGGACGACGGGCAGGACAACACCACCCAGAUUGAGGAGGACACAGAUCAUAAUUACUAUAUAUCUCGGAUAUAUGGUCCAUCUGAUUCUGCCAGCCGGGAUUUGUGGGUGAACAUAGACCAAAUGGAAAAGGACAAAGUGAAGAUUCAUGGAAUACUGUCCAAUACUCAUCGACAAGCUGCAAGAGUGAAUCUGUCCUUCGAUUUUCCAUUUUAUGGCCAUUUCCUACGUGAAAUCACUGUGGCAACUGGGGGUUUCAUAUACACUGGAGAAGUUGUACAUCGAAUGCUAACAGCCACACAGUACAUAGCACCUUUAAUGGCAAAUUUUGAUCCCAGUGUAUCCAGAAAUUCAACGGUCAGAUAUUUUGAUAAUGGCACAGCGCUUGUUGUCCAGUGGGACCACGUACAUCUCCAGGAUAAUUACAACCUGGGAAGCUUCACAUUCCAAGCAACCCUCCUCAUGGAUGGACGCAUCAUCUUCGGAUAUAAGGAAAUUCCUGUCUUGGUCACACAGAUAAGUUCGACCAAUCACCCAGUGAAAGUGGGGCUGUCAGAUGCAUUUGUCGUUGUCCACAGGAUCCAACAAAUUCCCAAUGUUCGAAGAAGAACAAUUUAUGAAUACCACCGAGUAGAACUACAAAUGUCAAAAAUCACCAAUAUUUCAGCUGUGGAGAUGACCCCAUUGCCUACAUGUCUCCAGUUUAAUGGUUGUGGCCCCUGUGUAUCCUCUCAGAUUGGCUUCAACUGCAGUUGGUGCAGUAAACUUCAAAGAUGUUCCAGUGGAUUUGAUCGCCAUCGGCAGGACUGGGUGGACAGCGGAUGCCCUGAAGAGUCAAAAGAGAAGCUCUGUGACACCACAGAGCCAGUGGAACGUUCUACUCAAACCACCACCAUACGAGCAACGAGCACACAAUUCAGGGUCCUGACGACCACCAGAAGAGCAGCGACACCCCGGCUGCCCACCAGCCUGCCCACAGAAGAUGAUACCAAGAUAGCUCUACAUCUAAAAGAUAAUGGAGCCUCUACAGAUGACAGUGCUGCCGAGAAGAAAGGGGGAACCCUUCACGCCGGCCUCAUCGUUGGAAUUCUCAUCCUCGUCCUCAUUAUAGCCGCAGCCAUUCUUGUGACAGUCUAUAUGUAUCACCAUCCGACCUCAGCAGCCAGCAUCUUCUUUAUUGAGAGACGCCCAAGCAGAUGGCCUGCGAUGAAGUUUCGAAGAGGUUCUGGCCAUCCUGCCUAUGCUGAGGUUGAACCAGUUGGAGAGAAAGAAGGUUUUAUUGUAUCAGAGCAGUGCUAAAAUUUCUAGGACAGAACAGCACCAGUGCUGGCUUACAGGUGUUAAGACUAAAAAUUUGCCUAUACCUUUAAGACACACACACACACACACACACACACACACACACACACACACACGAGCCCUAAGCUGCUGUAGUCAGAAGGAGAUGAGAUUUCUGGACAAGCCCAGCCCAGGAAGGGUUAAAAAAAAAAACCUAAAACUUAUAGAGGAUACCAAUUACCACUGAACAUAGAAUUCCCUAGUGGAAUGACUUCUGUAGUUCACUCAGCACAUCUGUGGACUUGAUCAGAAAUAUGACAAGAUUACAAUGCUGUUGGCUUAAGGUACAGGGUUGCAAAGGGAUCAAGACAAAACAUAAUAAAGCUUUAGUUCACGAGGGAUCUACACCUUGGUUCAAAUAUUCUUCUCCGAUAACUGUGUUCCACAGCCUGAACCCAUUCACUCAAAAGAGCAAUGAUGAAUAUUUCAGUUUGCUGAGAAAAGGAGCUGAUGCAGGAGCAAAAACAAACACAAAAUAAGAGGUUUUUCUGUCUUUUCACCAGACAUGUGGCUAAAGGGUUUUGUUUUUCUGGUCUAGACCCACCUGUUCCAACAAGUUCAUCACUUUACAGGAUGAAUCUUUUACCUGUCCUGGAGGUUCCGCCUCCGCCUCCGUCUUCCUUGUUCUGGUUGCCCACUCUAUGAGCAGUGACAGAAUCGCAGCCUUUUAGCUAAGUGUGAGAAAGGAGGGAGAGGCAAAGGAGGCUUCUGGUUCCCCUGCCUCAGAGUUAAACAUCUGAUUUGUUUUAAGAAGUAUUGCCUCCACCGCCCACUGUGAAGUCCUACGAAGCCACAGUUGCUCUUGGCUGAAGGAAACAAAAGGAAACAAUACGAAGAGUUCCUUAAUCGUUUUUGAGGCAAAAAAUGUUAAGGGAUUCUAAACACGUGGGGUUUUUGUUUCCGCUUUUUACUUUUUGCCGUUUCAGUCCAAAAGGCCCAUUUCAUUGUCGAUUCCAAUCUAAGAAGCCAUUCAAGGCAGCACAUCCCUGGCGAUAUAAAGAAGGAAAGAACCCUGCUGAGUCAUACAGCAAUUUUCUUUAAAGCACAUAGUAGUUACGUAAAUAUAUAUAUAAAUAUAUUUUUGUUUAUAACUAACACAAGGCAGGCUCUUGUGACUCAGAGUGCAUUUUGUCAUCAAGACAAAACAAAUGCGAGAUGCAUUACUGCAUACUUCCAUAGAGUUGUAAAAUAAUCCUUAAUAUUAGAAUAUUUUUAUGUCACUUAGCAGAAGUGGUUCAAUUAGUUGCAGUGCCCAUCAUUUUCCUGCCUAUUUGAUCUGCUCUCCCAUUUAUAUCAACCCCUUCCCUCCCUGGUGAAAUAAAGCAGAUGCAAAAAGCUCCUUAGAUGGAUCUGUCAUUUGCCCAUAAUCACAGUCCAGAUUUUGAAACCUCCCCAUGAAUGAAGACAGGAAAUUCAUCCCUGGAGGAGGAAAGUGGUUAAUAUAUAUACUGAGCUCCUAAAGUUUAAAUUCAGGUACUGUGUGUACAAUUUCAUCAACAUCUCGACCCAUGAAACUUACGUCUUGUGCCAAGAAGCUAUUGGUUUCUGUAGGGUACCGUGUCCAACAUUUGCAGAUUCAGGUAUCAAGAAGCAGAGAUGUCUCGUAAGCAGCACUUUACUACCAACUUAGCAUCUAUACACAUGUCUACAUCGAAUGACAUCAGUCCACUGACAGAGUAUCAUAUUUUAUCAUCACAAUUGUCUGAUGUAAACUCAUGCCAUUUUCCAUCAAGUAUAUUUUGCUUUACAUUUUUAAGUACCUGAUGAGGGUGAUAAUUUUUUCCUAAACUGCUUAGAUAAUAAUUGCAAAAAAAUUGACAAGCAAGGUGAUUGAAGGAUGUGAUGACAAUCUCUCUGCUAUAGCUACGUUCAGUUUAUAGGAAAUAACCCAACUUAUUUCUUGUGGAGUAGGUUUGGUCAGUUAGCAAUAACCAAAUGACUUGCCAAUGUAACUGGUGCAACGGGUACUCUACAAAGACAUAAGGAACACAUAGACGAUUCCUUCUAGGAUAAGAUGAUGCUUCUUUCACUGGCUUUUGUGUUAGGUGUGGCUUCCAAUAGGAGAUGAUUGACAGUUAUAUAAGUCAUGCAUAUAUAUAUAUAUAUAUAUAUCCAACUCCUUUUGCAAUUCUUUGAAGUAGUAAUGUUAUCUUUAUUUCUUUCUAAGCUCGUCUUCCAUUUUCGAUUCAAAAACAUCGACAAUUCUGUAAAAUAACAUAAACUCUAAAUUGUUCAAUGAACUAGAGCACCCAGUAACAGGGAAAACUUUUCAGAAGUAAAAAGGGCUGCUGAAGUGUGGAAAAACUUCCCAACCAAACCCAAAGUUAAAGGUUGUAAGAGGUUUCUGUUGUUUAUGAAUCUUUUAGUGGUAAGGAGAAAGGCUGGCUGAAUCCCUUUUUUUCAUGAAACUUUCAUUCUGCUCUAUAUCUCUGGUUUGUUCUUUGUGCCCAUUUACUGCAAAGGAAGAGCAGACAUACACAAAGUUUCUGGAAAGUCAGAAUGGACUCUGAUGCUUUGGACUUUACAUAUAUUAUGUAUUAGAAAGGGUGCAUCUGUACAUUACUUAAUAUAUUAUGAACAUAGUAGAGAGAGAAUAAAAAUAAUUUUACAAAUUAUGAAUAGCAAAGGAACACAUACAACGUUCUGGAGAAAUAGAUAAAUGGUGCUACAGAGGAAGUCAGUUAUUUCAUCUUAAUUAUUUGUAAAAACAUUUAGUGAAUAGGUAAAGAUACUAAGAGUCAAGAAAAAUAUCUUAAGCCAACACUUGACCACAGUGUUGGUUUGUUUAUGACAGGUUUGGACUUCAAGAUAUACUAACAACUAGAAAACUAAAGAUAAAUAAUAAAGUACAGUUUAUCCCCCAUUAUUAUUUUAGUUUGAGAUACUUAGGGCAGUUGCUCAUCUCUCUCACAGGGAGCUUCUAGAAUGUGCUGUCCAAUAUUAUACCCAUUAGCCAAGUGUAGCGCUUUAAAUUAAUUAAAAUUCAAUAAAACUAAAAAUUCAGUUCUUCAGUCACACUAGCCCUAUUUCACGCACCCAGUAGUUACGUGUGGUUCGUGGCUACCAUGUUGGACAACACAGAACUCUCCUGUCAUUGCAGAAAAUUCUGCUAACACUGCUGUAGAGGUCUUUCCUUUUAACACCCUCCCCUUGAAGAAAAGGAGGAGGAGAAGAAAUAGAUUUGAUAGUUCCUGGGCCUAUCUAAGCGUUUUUGCUCGCAGAGAGGAAGCGUAGAGUAAUGAAAAGAAUCCCAGCUGACGCAGCUUUGAGUCUCCACUAUGUUAUCUUGGGAAAAUCACUUUAACCGCCAUGAGUCUCAAUUUGCAAGUUUGGAAAAUAAAAAUAUUUUUGUCCUGUCUUCCUUGCAAGAUUAUUAUUAUGUAGAUUGACUAAAUGUAUAGACUUUUAAAACUUUAUGUCAACAGAACCCAUGUAAAGCACAUCUGUUGGUCCAGUACCAGCACAGAUUUGUAUUCCAAGGGAAAAAAGUCCAUCAAUCCUAAAAGCAUUCAAAGACAGUCACAUCAGUACAGUUCUUGAGAAAAUGCCAAAGGAGAAUCCACUCAAACCACACAGAACUGCUUAAAUUCUUUUUUUCCCAUAUUAAUAUUUUCUCUUAAUAUUUCCUCUGCAUGACAUCAGCCUCAACUAUCCCUCCUCUCCCACAACAAAGUCCCUGUGUGCACCCUUCCUCUGGCUCAGCUCUCUAUUGUACAGAGCCACUGAGCCUCUCUAGUUUCUUCUGAUUUCCCAGUUUUCUCUUCACAACAAAGGGAAGCUCAGGAGCUGACCAGCAGGCUUCUCUAGAAAAAAGUACCUCAAACAAAUAAUUUCAAAUAUGUGGUUUAUCCCUAUAACACAAAUGUAAGGGGCUGUCACAUUAAAAUAUAAAAAUAUGUGGAACUUAAUUUUAAAUGUAAAAAUUUGCAAAUGCACACUAUAUGAAAGGAAUAAAAUAAAUUUAAAUGUUGCUGAUAUGUAGAUAAUAUAUAUUCUUAGAUUAGUAUGAUUUAUUAGUUUUGGCAAAAGAUUCUUAUGUUAUUUCCUCAUUCUGAGGGAGUAUAAAUUUGGUAAUGCCCUUAGUGUCUAUAGCCCAGGGCAAAAAAAAAA
This is a messenger RNA of Delphinapterus leucas (beluga whale), 6815 nucleotides long. The record is from RefSeq and is a predicted model, not a curated record. Lineage: Eukaryota; Metazoa; Chordata; Mammalia; Artiodactyla; Monodontidae.